AGUUUUAUUAAAACGAAUUUAUUUUAUAGUAAUUUUUUUUAGAAUUGUUUAUUUAGUGACCAUGCCUUUACUUGACAUAACCAAUCCUGCGGUUAUUAUAUUUCUUAUUGAAAAUUAUGAGAAGGAAAAUCGUUUGCGUCUUAAUUGGAUACAUAAGCACCGUGAACAAAUCCAGCAAGCGGCGACUCUCAACAGGGAACCGACUAAUUACUACGAAACUGAUGUGAUCGCGCACAAUAUGAUAGUAGGGAUGGCCACGACCACCAGAGACCAUAUCGUAUCCGGAUACAACAGGAGGAAAACUCCUCUACGCGAUGCAGUUUUCGUGCCCGGAGUUAAAGAUUUACGUCACGGCCAUUCCAUUGUAGACGUUGGUCUGGGUGAUCCGAAAGAUGAUUCAAGACUCAAAAGAGCAGACGAUGAUCUAUCAAUAGAUCCAAUAAUGCGUCCCGUCGAUCCUAAAGUGAAUAAAAUCAUAUAUAAACCGAGACCGGAAUUUGGAAGGAAUAGAUAUCUUGAAACACGAUCAAAGACGUGGCCAGAGAAGAAAUACUAUUUCUCCGAGUGUUCUAAUUGGGAUUAUGGAUGGCGAAUGAAGGAUAGCUCUUUGCACCAGAAGCCGUUGUAUGGGCGGUGCUGGCACCUUCAUAGAGCGGUGCGCACUCGAGUCGGGCCACAACCAGACCCACCCUACUAUAAGUCAUCUGAUCCACCCGGCCCCACUAAGUUUGUUAGCAUAUAGUCAUAUUUUGGAACA
Messenger RNA from Papilio machaon (common yellow swallowtail), 757 nucleotides. RefSeq lists its product as uncharacterized. Lineage: Eukaryota; Metazoa; Arthropoda; Insecta; Lepidoptera; Papilionidae. The record is from RefSeq and is a predicted model, not a curated record. The transcript has a single exon. The coding region runs from base 62 to 742 and encodes 226 amino acids.